Molecule: messenger RNA, 1726 nt
Organism: Metschnikowia bicuspidata var. bicuspidata NRRL YB-4993
Lineage: Eukaryota; Fungi; Ascomycota; Pichiomycetes; Serinales; Metschnikowiaceae
Product: ribosome biosynthesis protein
Exons: 1
Coding region: 9-1433 (474 amino acids)
Molecular function (GO): protein binding
Source: RefSeq, a predicted model, not a curated record
AUGUGGAGAUGGGUGAGUUCGAGGACCCAUAUGGAGAUGACUUCGAGUCAGAUGAAGAGAUCAUCGAGUUGGAUUCUGCUGGGGAGGAAGAGGAAGACCAGGGUAUGGAAGAGGAUGCUGCGCUGGGGAAAAUAGAGGAGGUUGAUAUCGAAAAGUUCUCGCAGCAAGAGUCUGCCCCGGAGUCGACUUUAUACUUGCCCCACAGAUCUAAGCCUUUGGGCCCAGAUGAAGUCUUGGAGGCGGACCCUACGGUAUACGAAAUGCUUCAUAACGUCAACAUGCCAUGGCCGUGCUUAACGCUUGACAUCAUGCCCGACAACUUGGGCUCAGAGAGAAGAAGCUACCCUGCCUCAGUAUACGUCGCCACGGCCACUCAAGCGUCCAAAGCCAAAGACAACGAGUUGAUUGCUAUGAAGUUGUCCUCAUUGUCCAAAACUUUGGUGAAAGAGGACGAAGAGGACGAAGAGGACGAAGAUCUGGAUGACGAGCUCCAUGUGGAUCCUGUCAUGAUGUCCGAGACUGUGCCUCUCAAAAGCACCACUAACAGAGUGAGAGUUUCUCCCCAUGCAAGAGAAACAGGCGAAUAUCUCACGGCUCUCCUGCAAGAAAACGGAGAGGUGCAAAUCUUCGACUUGGGAUCCCAAUUCAAGGCCUUUGACUCGCCUGGUUACAUGAUUCCCAAGACCGCCAAAAGACCACUUCACACAGUGCGUGUCCAUGGCAAUGUUGAAGGAUAUGGUUUGGACUGGUCUCCAUUGAUCAACACCGGGUCCUUGUUGACAGGUGACUGUCUGGGAAGAAUUCAUCUCACAUCCCGUACCACGUCCAGUUGGGUCACUGACAAAACACCUUUCACUGCUUCCGACCACUCCAUUGAAGAUAUUCAGUGGUCCACAGGAGAAAACACAGUCUUUGCGUCUGCAGGGUGUGACGGGUAUGUUCGCAUCUGGGACACGAGAUCGAAGAAGCACAAGCCUGUGAUUUCGGUCGCUGCAUCCACCACAGACGUGAACGUCAUUUCCUGGAGUGAUAAAAUCAACCAUUUGUUGGCAUCGGGUCAUGAUGAUGGUUCCUGGGGCGUUUGGGACUUGCGUAACUUUGGCGGGAAGGAGACACCAGCGCCAGUGGCCCACUACGAUUUCCACAAGUCGGCCAUUACGUCCAUCUCGUUCAACCCAUUGGACGAAUCUAUCAUUGCGGUUUCCUCGGAAGACAACACUGUCACAUUGUGGGAUUUGGCUGUCGAGGCUGACGAUGAAGAGAUCGCUCAACAGCGCAAAGAAGCACAAGAGUUGAGCGACAUCCCACCACAAUUAUUGUUUGUGCAUUGGCAAAGAGACGUCAAGGACGUCAGGUGGCACAAGCAAAUUCCUGGGUGUUUGGUGUCUACAGGUGGAGAUGGAUUGAACAUUUGGAAGACGAUCUCCGUUUAAAUAAAGACGUGCUUGCACUUGCAUAAUACAGUUCAGCUGUUCGGCCUGGUGGCACGGGAAGCAUAUUUGUACCUCAAUAGAAUUUUGAAAAUUGUACUAGAUAAGAACAUGCGAUACGCGCAUGUUCAAGAAAGUGAAACACUGACUGUUUUAUUUGGAUGGUGGGUCACAUAUGGCUGCACCGAGAAAAUCUUCAACAUAUUGGCUUUAAGGUGAAAUUCUGACUUCUGCAAAAACAGAAUAACCAAACGCGUAAAUAUUCACGUAGACGAACGUAUGAUUUUGACAUCUCG